Dreissena polymorpha is the source of this 621-nucleotide messenger RNA. RefSeq names its product interferon alpha-inducible protein 27-like protein 2A. Gene Ontology annotation, cellular component: membrane. The record is from RefSeq and is a predicted model, not a curated record. Bases 233 to 577 code for a protein of 114 amino acids. The transcript is spliced from 3 exons. NCBI's taxonomy places the organism in Eukaryota, Metazoa, Mollusca, Bivalvia, Myida, Dreissenidae.
CUGCCAAAGCAAAAAUCAUCAAAAGACUCUUAGGCGGCAAUUUAUAUUGACUAGAUUUUAUAGUUAACCUAUCAAAUAGCUGAUAUUUAAAUGUUUUAACCAAUGACAUGUGUCGUUGCGACAUGGAGGUGACAAAAGGGCGCAUUUUAGAUCAUUCUCUGAUAAGCUAUUUGACGGAACACAUAAAUAAAUAUAUAUUUGAAAUAUAUUUGGUUCGUUACAGGCACGAAGAAUGCUAGCCAGUAAACGUCUCGCAGUAUUGUGCAUCCUACUGUGUCUGUUCCCGAAAGGUGUCGGAGGUGGAUGGUACUGCACUGCGACCUGCAUCUCUGUAGUCGGAGUCCUCGGAUUUUUGGGCGGUGGCGUCGUUUUGUCGCUCCUGGGCUUCACUGCCAGCGGCAUUGCCGCCGGAUCUUGGGCAGCCAGCUGGAUGGCGGGGUUUGGUGGCGCAGUGCCCGCCGGAAGUUUAUUCGCGACCCUGCAAUCUAUGGCGGCGGCUGGCGCCACCAAGAUCUCUCUGGGAGCCUUUGGGGGCCUAUCGGCCUUUUGUGCUUCACUGUGCUCGCCGCUGUCAUAGAACUGAGGAAGGAACAUUUAUAAAUUAAAGUGCUUAGAACCAGU